Messenger RNA from Procambarus clarkii (red swamp crayfish), 3033 nucleotides. NCBI's taxonomy places the organism in Eukaryota, Metazoa, Arthropoda, Malacostraca, Decapoda, Cambaridae. The record is from RefSeq and is a predicted model, not a curated record.
AUGUCUGAAAACUUCACUUUUGGAAUGCUCAGAAGAAUCGUGCAUCUUUAUCAUGUAAAGCUUCAUGUUAAUUUCAACUACAAUUCUAUAUAUCUGCUCUUGGAGAAAGUGAACUUUGGUAACGAAUUUUCAACACUUCUGGCAAGUAUUCUUCCACUGGAGAAGAUCGAGGCUAUUCGAGAUUUUCCAACACCCACCACAACUAAGAAGCUAGAAGAAUUCCUGGGAGUGGUACUUCAGCUCAUCUAUGGACCUGUGCCUAAUUCCGAAGAUGCUAUACCAUAUGACGACUCUCAUUGGCGUCCUACGGCAAUAUAUGCCAAAGACUCAUUGGCAGAGGAUCUUCACGGCUCUCCAUUCCUUUGGCUCACCUGGGUAUCCGAGCUACACUACGCCUUCCUGACCAAACGAAUGGAAGCAGCCGCCCGCUUCACUGCCUUAUCCUGCUUUGGCGAGACCCCUGUUCGGGUCUCCAAAAAUGCUCCGUUCAAUGCCCGUCUUGGCAACAUGGGGCGGGAGGAGAACAGUGUCACCGGUGUUCAGAAUGUACAGGACUGCCACGAAGAUAUUCGGCAUAUCCUCGAAGUCCAGGGCCAUUCUGAUCUCCAGAUGACCAUUAGUAACGCCGUCCCGAAUAUAGAAAUGAAGAAAGUGUUUGAGUCUCUCACGGAGUUUCCCGAUUGGACGUCUAAGUCUCUCUUCAGAUGUGCAAUCAGGAAUCAGAUUCAGGCUAAAACUCCUGAAUCUGCUGCAACUUUAUUACUGUAUACAAGUAUGGAGACCUCAUUGUCAGAAGGACAUGGCAGCUCUGGAGAAGGUGUAACACCGGGCAUCAAAAAUCAUUCAAUAGCUAAGGCAUCUCUCAUAUCAGGAACGCUUGAAGGCCACAGGACUAACAACACUGCAAACCAGCGGCUUCAACUUGCAACUGAUACCGUGUUGCCCUGGGCCACCAAUCAUGGCUUCAAGUUCUCUACAGCAGAGAUUUGUGCUAUGACUUUUACUCGAAUGCAGAUCAUUCUUCGUUGUUCUAUGAGUGUAGAGAGUGGUCCACCGCAGCAUGUGUACCUCUCGCUCACCACUACCAGAUAUAUUAAUGUAGAGAGUGGUCCACCGCAGCAUGUGUACCUCUCGCUCACCACUACCAGAUAUAUUAAUGUAGAGAGUGGUCCACCGCAGCAUGGGUACCUCUCGCUCACCACUACCAGAUAUAUUAAUGUAGAGAGUGGUCCACCGCAGCAUGGGUACCUCUCGCUCACCACUACCAGAUAUAUUAAUGUAGAGAGUGGUCCACCGCAGCAUGUGUACCUCUCGCUCACCACUACCAGAUAUAUUAAUGUAGAGAGUGGUCCACCGCAGCAUGGGUACCUCUCGCUCACCACUACCAGAUAUAUUAAUGUAGAGAGUGGUCCACCGCAGCAUGGGUACCUCUCGCUCACCACUACCAGAUAUAUUAAUGUAGAGAGUGGUCCACCGCAGCAUGGGUACCUCUCGCUCACCACUACCAGAUAUAUUAAUGUAGAGAGUGGUCCACCGCAGCAUGUGUACCUCUCGCUCACCACUACCAGAUAUAUUAAUGUAGAGAGUGGUCCACCGCAGCAUGUGUACCUCUCGCUCACCACUACCAGAUAUAUUAAUGUAGAGAGUGGUCCACCGCAGAAUGUGUACCUCUCGCUCACCACUACCAGAUAUAUUAAUGUAGAGAGUGGUCCACCGCAGCAUGUGUACCUCUCGCUCACCACUACCAGAUAUAUUAAUGUAGAGAGUGGUCCACCGCAGAAUGUGUACCUCUCGCUCACCACUACCAGAUAUAUUAAUGUAGAGAGUGGUCCACCGCAGCAUGUGUACCUCUCGCUCACCACUACCAGAUAUAUUAAUGUAGAGAGUGGUCCACCGCAGAAUGUGUACCUCUCGCUCACCACUACCAGAUAUAUUAAUGUAGAGAGUGGUCCACCGCAGCAUGUGUACCUCUCGCUCACCACUACCAGAUAUAUUAAUGUAGAGAGUGGUCCACCGCAGCAUGUGUAUCUCUCGCUCACCACUACCAGAUAUAUUAAUGUAGAGAGUGGUCCACCGCAGCAUGGAUAUAUUAAUGUAGAGAGUGGUCCACCGCAGCAUGGGUACCUCUCGCUCACCACUACCAGAUAUAUUAAUGUAGAGAGUGGUCCACCGCAGCAUGGGUACCUCUCGCUCACCACUACCAGAUAUAUUAAUGUAGAGAGUGGUCCACCGCAGCAUGGGUACCUCUCGCUCACCACUACCAGAUAUAUUAAUGUAGAGAGUGGUCCACCGCAGCAUGGGUACCUCUCGCUCACCACUACCAGAUAUAUUAAUGUAGAGAGUGGUCCACCGCAGCAUGUGUACCUCUCGCUCACCACUACCAGAUAUAUUAAUGUAGAGAGUGGUCCACCGCAGCAUGGGUACCUCUCGCUCACCACUACCAGAUAUAUUAAUGUAGAGAGUGGUCCACCGCAGCAUGGGUACCUCUCGCUCACCACUACCAGAUAUAUUAAUGUAGAGAGUGGUCCACCGCAGCAUGGGUACCUCUCGCUCACCACUACCAGAUAUAUUAAUGUAGAGAGUGGUCCACCGCAGCAUGGGUACCUCUCGCUCACCACUACCAGAUAUAUUAAUGUAGAGAGUGGUCCACCGCAGCAUGGGUACCUCUCGCUCACCACUACCAGAUAUAUUAAUGUAGAGAGUGGUCCACCGCAGCAUGUGUACCUCUCGCUCACCACUACCAGAUAUAUUAAUGUAGAGAGUGGUCCACCGCAGCAUGGGUACCUCUCGCUCACCACUACCAGAUAUAUUAAUGUAGAGAGUGGUCCACCGCAGCAUGGGUACCUCUCGCUCACCACUACCAGAUAUAUUAAUGUAGAGAGUGGUCCACCGCAGCAUGUGUACCUCUCGCUCACCACUACCAGAUAUAUUAAUGUAGAGAGUGGGCCACCGCAGCAUGUGUACCUCUCGCUCACCACUACCAGAUAUAUUAAUCAAAACAAUCGCUACAGCGUGAGUCCAUCCUGUAGUUGA